AUGCUGAACAAUUUCCUGAGGGGACAUGUUUACAGACUGUCUCAGUUUUCUUCUUGUGGCUCAAAUAUAACUAUUCACCCCCUGAAGAACAUCAUGAAUCUCUAUAUGGGUAAAGUCACCAUUGGAACACUCCCUCAGGAGUUCCAGGUUAUCUUUGACACAGGCUCAUCUGACUUGUGGGUGACCUCCCUCUUUUGCCCCAGUCCAGCCUGUUCUACACAAGUUAGGUUCAGACAUUAUAAGUCUUCCACCUUCCGACCUACCCAAAAGACCUUCAGCAUCGCCUAUGGAUCUGGGAGCAUUGAGGGAUUUCUUGCUUAUGACACCAUUUGGAUUGGGGACCUUAUAAGUGCUGACCAGCCGUUCGGUCUAAGCGUGGUGGAAUACGUGUUGGAGAUUGUGACUUAUGAUGGCAUCUUGGGCUUGAACUACCCCAACAAAUCCUUCUCUGGAGCCAUCCCCAUCUUUGACAAGCUGAAGAAUCAAGGUGCCUUUGCUGAGCCUGCUUUUGCCUUCUACUUGAGCAAGGCAAAAGGCAGUGUGGUGAUGUUUGGUGGAGUGGGUAAAUCCUACUGCCAGGGAGCACUCAGCUGGGUACCAUUGAUCCACGUGGGCAACUGGAGUGUACACAUGGACCACAUCUCCAAGAAAAGAAAUGCUAUUUCUUGUUCUGGCAGCUGCGAGGCCCUUGUGGAUACUGCGACAUCACUGAUCCUUGGCCCAAGAAGAUUGAUCAAUAACAUCCAGAAGCUCAUCGGUGCCACGCCACGGGGUUCUGAGAACUACGUUUCAUGUUUUGUGGUCAAUACCCUGUCCUCUAUUAUCUUCACCAUCAAUGGCAUCAACUACCCAGUCCCAGCUCAAGCCUACAUCCUCAAGGUUUCUAGAGGCCACUUCUAUACCACCUUUAAAAAGAACAAAGUGAGGGCAUCUAGAGAGACCUGGAUCCUGGGUGACAUCUUCCUGAGGCAGUAUUUCUCAGUCUUUGAUUGA
Molecule: messenger RNA, 993 nt
Organism: Capra hircus (goat)
Lineage: Eukaryota; Metazoa; Chordata; Mammalia; Artiodactyla; Bovidae
Product: pregnancy-associated glycoprotein 1-like
Exons: 9
Coding region: 1-993 (330 amino acids)
Biological process (GO): proteolysis
Molecular function (GO): aspartic-type endopeptidase activity
Source: RefSeq, a predicted model, not a curated record